Molecule: messenger RNA, 963 nt
Organism: Metschnikowia bicuspidata var. bicuspidata NRRL YB-4993
Lineage: Eukaryota; Fungi; Ascomycota; Pichiomycetes; Serinales; Metschnikowiaceae
Exons: 2
Coding region: 1-963 (320 amino acids)
Biological process (GO): endoplasmic reticulum tubular network organization
Cellular component (GO): endoplasmic reticulum tubular network
Source: RefSeq, a predicted model, not a curated record
AUGGGUUUCUUGGGCUUGUUCAAACUGACACACUUCCAGCCCGACAGGUUCGAGCAGGAGCUCUCGGCGCUCACACAGGCCAUCUCGCUGAACAGCGAGCAUACGGCCGCGCUCCAGCGCAAACAACGCGUGUGGCGCCGCCACCUCAUUUUGUACGGCGCCAUGCUCUACUUCUCGUACGUGGCCGUGCGAUACAAGGCCUCGUGCACCAAUACGGGCCCGCGGGGCCCUGGCCGCUCGCGGCUCGCCGCGUUUGUGGCCGCGCUGCUGGCUCGCGACUUGGCCGCCGUGGCGUUGUUGCCGGUGUUCAUAGCUAUAGUAGUAUACGUGGUGGACGCCAUGUUCGGCGUGUUGCUCCGCAGCAAGAACCGCUCGAUGCAGGCGCUCUUGCAGAAGCACAAAGCCAAGCUCGACGAGUUGAAGCAGGUGACCAACUUCAGCCGGACCAACCAGAUCUUGGAGAAGUUCGGCAGCGGGGGGGACCAGGUGGCUAGGGCGCCGGACGCGGCCAACGCGCCGGAACCGGCGCUUGCCGCCACUGCCAGCGGGGCCAGAAACCCGGCUUUUGCCGCCACGGUCAACGAGCCCAGAAAUCCGGCGCUUCCCCCCACGGUCAACGUGCCCAGGAAACCGAGGCAGUCCUCCGACGUGGAGAGCCGGGCCCCGGGCCCGAGGCCCGCCCCGGCCCGUGCCGAGCCGGCCAAGUUGUCUUUGCAGGACCGGCUCCUCGACUUCAUCAUUGGCCUGGACCACAACGAGAACGUCGAGAACCGGUACGCGUUGAUCUGCGCCAACUGCUACACGCACAACGGCUUGGCGCCGCCGGGCUGCGACAAUCCCGUCAGCGUCACCUACAUUUGCCGCCACUGCGGGUACAUAAAUGGGAUAAAGUCUGAAACGACGCCCGAAGCGAGGCCGGAGGCGGGCGACACUGAAUCUCCUGCUUCCACCCUGACGAAGUAG